Molecule: messenger RNA, 2685 nt
Organism: Necator americanus (New World hookworm)
Lineage: Eukaryota; Metazoa; Nematoda; Chromadorea; Rhabditida; Ancylostomatidae
Exons: 22
Coding region: 1-2685 (894 amino acids)
Biological process (GO): mitotic cytokinesis; meiotic spindle midzone assembly; metaphase chromosome alignment
Cellular component (GO): kinetochore; meiotic spindle midzone; chromosome passenger complex
Source: RefSeq, a predicted model, not a curated record
AUGCCUCCAAAACGAACUAGAAAGAAGUCGAAAGCGCUUACUGAAGUGAAAGAGUCGGAUGGAGAAGAUUGCGAUGAUCUCGCAGAUUCUGCUCGAAGCUUACUCAAUCAUAUUAUUCUAACACACCCAAAGCUCAGGAUUAAAGAGAUCAUAGAGAGAGGGUCGGCAGCGACCAUAGCGGACCUGAGCGCUAACUUCUCGAAUGCCUCAGACUGGCUCCAUGCUCAAAAAGCUGCGCUGAAGGAAAUGAUGACAGAAGCAGGUGCCCCAAGCAGAGCCGUUCCAAAAACCCCUCGCCGAGGUGUAGCGUUUGCUCGUUUUCGGGAGACAGUUGAGAUGUAUAUAAGUCGUUCAUUAAUUCUCGAGGAGCAGUCGUCAGAUAGGAUGGGACGUGAGGACGAGGUCCAACUUACCACUACAACACAGGAUGAGCCUUCUUGUGAAGAAAGUGAUGGAGAAAGUUCUUACGAAGACGCAGUUGGAGGAAUACCAAUGAGCUCUGAAGAUACUGUACCAAUGCGAGUUGCAAGUGCUGGAAGUCACAGUAUAGGCGAUUCAGUUCCCACGUCAGAAACUUAUGUAUCUGCAAGUGAGAAUCCUGAUAGGUUACCGGAACCACAGCAUCCUGUUCAUAUAAAGGUAGAAUGCGUAACUCCACCAACUUACUCCUGCGAACAACCAAUUUUGUCCAUUCCUAACGUGGAAGUGCCCUCAGUUACAAAUGUCGUUACUAAGCAAGAAAUACUCUCUUCUACUCGAGAACGCGCUGGUAGAAGCGUCGCUAAUACUUUGGUGGACGAGUCUUCCAAGAGAGUUCUAAGGUCUGCCGCAAGAAUGAAAGUAGGAACAAGUUCUACGUCUGUAGCUAAACCUUGCGAUGAUGAAGCGUUCCCUUCAUUGUCAAGAUCACAUCAAAAGGACGUUCCAACUGCUGCAUUCCCAGAAGCAGAAGUUCGAGCAGCAGCCGGAGCAUCGCACACAAGACUACCAAGGGUAAUCCACCAACACAUUGUUACGACACCAUGUAGGCGGGAAUUCAAAUCUGCAGUUCAACGUGUAAUGGAUGAUCAGGAAAUUGCUCGGGCUUUAUCACCAAAGCGUGCUGUUGUACGAACUCCUCGUUCAAAAGGCAACGUUAAAACGUCAUCUCACGCUGAAAGCAUAAAUAUGGCAGCAAAGAUGAAAGCAGAGGCAUCACGCAAGGAGAAGGAACAGCAGGCAGCUUACCUAAGAGAAGAGCAAUGCAGAGAGCGUGCUGAACGAAUUCGAAAGGAACGCGAGGAGAAGGCGCUAAGAGCCCAAAGAAGACGGGAACAGAAAGAAGCUGAGGAAAAAUUGAAGGCGGAGGAGUUGAAGAAGAAGGAAGAGCGAGAUGAACGAAGGCGAGAAGAGAUUCGACUACAGAAGAGUCCAGCGCGGACACCUUCUCGUGUCGUUAGCCCAGCGAGAGUUCCGAGAGUGGUUCCAAACGCUCAGCCACGAUCUGCAUCAAAGGUUCUAUUUCCAACCACCCCAGGACGUGUUCCAUCAAAAAUAGCAAGGAUUGUGGAGGCAGAUGGCGAAACGUCACGAGAACCUACAAUGAACACGCCAUCGCGUGAAAAUCGUCGUAAACCAUUUCCACGCAAAGCACCUACAGCUGAUGGUUCAAAUGAUGGACUCCGAGUGGGGUCAACUCGAGGGGAAACUGAACUAGAAAAUAAGGAAGAGCAGGAAGAUAACCAGGACUGGUUUGCGAAACAUAGAGAAAGGCUGCGCUUGGAACAAGAUAGAUUCACGAAACUGAAUGAAGAUCGCUAUGUGGAAUUCAUAAAAAUGGAGGUUGACGAUGUUGAGGAAGAGGUUAAUCUCGAAGAAGAACUUCGACAUAUGCCACAUGGUCAAGAGAGAAAAGAAGAGCAGCAGAAAGAGAAUAAAGAAGAGGAGCAGAGAUUGACUGAAGAGGAAGAAAGACGGAAAAGGAAAGAACAUGAGGAGGCGUUUAUCCGGGAACAACAAAGGUUGGAACAGUUAGAAGCGGAGCGUAAAAAAGAGGAGGAACGCCGGCAGAAAGAGGAGCAGAAGAAGCUGUUAGAGGAGCAGCAAAAACGAAUAAUUGAGGAAGAGAAGAGGUUACGAGAGGAGGCUGAAGCAGAAAAAAAGGAAAAACAACGUAUUGAAAAGGAGGAGGCUAUGUUCCGCCUUAACGUGAGCUCUAGCGCUGAGCUUCAUAAUCGUCACUUGGACAACGUCAGUAUGAACGCAUCCCACAUCCAUAAUAAGUCUUCGUCUCACCAUUCCUCUUAUGAAAUGACACCUGAUAAGAAAUACAAAGCUGCAACUAAUAACAAUUACAACAUUGAUGACCUCUCGAGCGGGGAUGAAACCGAUGAGGAGGACGCUCCACGUAAAAAGGUUCCCACAUGGGCAGAGGGAGCGGAAUUCCGACUGACGAUUGAAAUGCAAUCAAAGAAACUCGCCAGCGGAGGAUUUGAUCCUGAGCUUUACUUCGGAGAAAUUGAAACUCCAGAUCUCGUGUUGAUUUUCGGAGAUAAAAAAAGGUAUCCGCGGCGUGGUUCAUCUGGAAUUUGGGAGUCACCUAUCGGUAAACCACGGCAGGGAGUUGUUCCGCGAUUUUUACUUAUGAGCAACUUCUCACAUCUUAUCGCUUGUCUGUUAAUUAUAUUGUUGUGUCGGUCUUAUUGA